GUCAAGUGGCUGAUCUGAAGAACUCACUGGGGAGUUUCAUUUACAAGUUGGAGAACGAGUAUGACCGGCUGACCUGGUAAGGGUUGCCAGGGCGAGGUGGGGAGGGCUCCAUAGGUGGGGGGCUGGGUCUCCUGGUGGAUAGGACAUCUCCAGUGAUGCAACCAUUUAUCAAUUUAAUAUAUGGUUUGGAAAGAGCUGGGUUUCCCAACAUGUAAAAAGUGGCCUUCAUGGCAAGGAAGUAGAGAAGUGCCCAGUUUCCCAGUCCAGGUUUUUUCUAGCAUUUGAUUUUUACCCUUGACUUCUCUGGUGAGGUGGUCCUCCCUCAGUGGGUCCACCACUACAGCUCUAUUCAUGCUGGAUCUCUUUCCACAGAUGUGCCAGAGUCUUUUAGAUCCAACCUACUCUGAAAGUGUGAAUCCUAUUUCCAGGCUGGAAAAGAGGCUUUUACCCAGUUUCUGAAUUUUCAGUUGUAACAGUGUGGCCAAUGUUCCUUUUUUGCCACUGUUUUCUUAUCCUAUUCAAACAAUGAACUGCCUUUGUAUUUUUUUUUCUUGAAGAUCAAAAACAGGCUUGUUUUAUUUAUGCACAGAACAACUUAUUUACAACACUCAGGUAUGGACUAUGUACAUAACAAUACAAGACACAUUUGCUUCCAAGGUAAUCACUGUAUAAAUUAAGAUUAUAAAUAUGAGGGGGUAAGCCCCACCCAAGGGCACGAAACCUUUUCUCCAAGACUCCUCAGGAAUCUUUCCUCCUAUUGGUCAGGACUGCCAGGUUUCCAGGUCUCUAGACCUGGGGCAGACAGAAGAGCAGCCCCACAGGCAGCGGGGGACAGCAGCCCAUCACCAGCUGGCAGUUUCCUACAACAUUCAUGCUCAUUCCUUUUCACUUAUAACUUGUUAGAAUUAGAAAAAUAGUUUUUUGUGUAAACAGUAUUUUAGUCACUGACAACAUAAAUUUUAAACACCACUCUUGAACCAAAUGUAAUGCUUUCCCCAGAGGUCACUGAGGACUUGGGGUUGCCUUAGUGCCAAAGACUGGGCCCCAGGAGGCCCCGAAACCUCUGUCAGCUUCUUGUACUUCUCGCAACCCUCCUCACCAAUUUCCAGCUUGUCCCAGGGCUUGCUCUAGGAACCUGAGCCCAGGGUGUGCUGCCCCACUAUGCUGACUCAAGACAGGCAUCCACCAACUCCUCUGUGAGCCAUUUCCACUUGGGAAAUCAAGUGAUUACUGUGGCUAGGUUAUUUCUUCCUCUACUUACCUCUGUCUAAAAUGACUCUUCUAUGGGAAACAGAAUCGCAAGUUGGAAAGGUGACACACAACUGUUUUCCUCCCAAUAUCACUUCCAAUGAGGCAUUUAAGUCCAUGUACAGAGCAUGAGAUUAUUUUACCCCCAAAUCCUAAUACCAACAUGUCACUUAUAGGGACAGGUGGCCAUGACAGUGGAACCCUGAGCCUGGGGUGGGCACAGCGUGAAGCGUGCCCUCUUGCUCGCCAUACUCCCAAGGGACUUGGCCUGAGCCCGACCUUGGGGAGGACCAGUGAUAGGGAGUACACCCAAGAGGCACAGCCACAAAGGUAGGGCCUGCUAGGGCAUCCACCUGGUAUACCCUGCUAAGGGGAAGAGUGGACAGAGGGUCUGCAAAGCUAGUGGCAGGCACAGCACUGUCCACGGCCCACCCCUCAGUGCCUGGGGCUGCCACAGACCCCAGCCCUGUAUCCACACCUGGCUCGUUGCACCUCUGGAUGGUGCUUCCCACUCAGCUUCCUCACAUGGCAGACAGGGUGACACUACCAAAAGUGCUGGGCUGUAGACAGAGUGUGGAGCCACAGCCUGACAGCCACGCAGAGCUGUUCCCUCCUCAGCCAGGGCGAAGUUGUAGAAACCCCUUCCCAGGGCCUGUUACAAGCCCCCAAGAGGACAACCGUCUUUGAAAGAGGAGAACAGGUGAACUGCCUAUUUUUUACAUGUGUCAGAAACUGAAAGCGUGUCCCUCUUUCCUAACCCCAUCAUUGCUGCUAGCCAGUCUGGUUCCCAUCUAGGCUGGUCAUAGAGCUAUGAAUCUUUUGGGGGUAAUUCUGGGUGUUCCUAGUCUGAAGGACUCCUUAUAGAUUGCUUAAUGUGAACCACUCCAGAGAAUGAGUGGAACAUUCUGACUCCUUACCACCACCAGGCCCUCGGUAUUGGACAGCUUUGCCCUGCUCUCUGGACAGUUGAACACUCUGAACAAGGUGUUGAAACAUGAAAAGACACCACUGUUCCGUAACCAGGUCAUCAUCCCUCUGGUGUUGUCCCCAGACCGAGAUGAAGAUCUCAUGCGGCAGACAGAAGGACGGGUGCCCGUUUUCAGCCAUGAGGUGGUCCCUGACCAUCUGAGAACCAAGCCUGACCCUGAGGUCGAAGAGCAGGAGAAGCAACUGACAACAGAUGCUGCCCGCAUUGGUGCUGAUGCAGCUCAGAAGCAGAUCCAGAGCUUGAAUAAAAUGUGCUCAAACCUUCUGGAGAAAAUCAGCAAAGAGGAGCGAGAAUCAGAGAGUGGAGGUCUCCGGCCAAACAAACAGACCUUUAACCCUGCAGACACCAAUGCUUUGGUGGCAGCUGUUGCCUUUGGGAAGGGGCUGUCUAAUUGGAGACCUUCAGGCAGCAGUGGUCCUGGCCAACCAGGCCAGCCAGGAGCUGGGACAAUCCUUGCAGGAUCCUCAGGAUUACAGCAGGUGCAGAUGGCAGGAGCUCCAAGCCAGCAGCAGCCGAUGCUCAGUGGGGUGCAAAUGGCUCAAGCAGGUCAACCAGGGAAGAUGCCAAGUGGAAUAAAAACCAACAUCAAGUCAGCUUCAAUGCAUCCCUACCAGCGGUGAGUGUGGCUGGCAACAUCCACUCCCAGGUGCUCUUUGCAGAUUUGGGCAGUGAAGUUACCUUUUGCUCAAGGCUCACCUAGAUGGGUACAAUAAAAAGAACAUUGGCUUUCAGCAACAGAUAAAUCCCAGCUCCACCGCUGACUAGCUGUGUGGCGUCGGGCAAGUGACCUAAUUUUUCUGGGCCUGUUUUCUCAUUUGUAAAUGGUGAUAAUACCUACCUCGUAGGGUUGUUGUGAGGAUUAAAAUGAGAAAAUGAAUGUAAAACACUUAGCACAAUAUCUGAAGUAAUGGGUAUUCAAUAAAUGAUAGUUUCUACA
Messenger RNA from Galeopterus variegatus (Sunda flying lemur), 3173 nucleotides. It is a transcript of the gene MED8, whose product is annotated as mediator complex subunit 8. The transcript has 5 exons. Gene Ontology annotation, cellular component: mediator complex; core mediator complex. The record is from RefSeq and is a predicted model, not a curated record. Gene Ontology annotation, molecular function: transcription coregulator activity; RNA polymerase II cis-regulatory region sequence-specific DNA binding. NCBI's taxonomy places the organism in Eukaryota, Metazoa, Chordata, Mammalia, Dermoptera, Cynocephalidae. Gene Ontology annotation, biological process: regulation of transcription by RNA polymerase II. Bases 2317 to 2856 code for a protein of 179 amino acids.